Messenger RNA from Sinocyclocheilus anshuiensis, 3946 nucleotides. Its product is annotated as GRAM domain-containing protein 4-like. The transcript has 19 exons. NCBI's taxonomy places the organism in Eukaryota, Metazoa, Chordata, Actinopteri, Cypriniformes, Cyprinidae. Bases 430 to 2259 code for a protein of 609 amino acids. The record is from RefSeq and is a predicted model, not a curated record. Gene Ontology annotation, biological process: negative regulation of toll-like receptor 9 signaling pathway; apoptotic process.
CUCGCUUGUUAAAACACAACAGGCCCUCUAUUGUUGUUUAAUAUUCCAAAUACAUACACUAAUUUGAGCACAUUUGACUUCAUUCACGAAGAAGGAAGAUUUGAGAGCGUUUCUAUUUGAUAAGAGACGACUGUCAAUUAUCGGCCCCUUUAAGAGCGUCUGUCGCUGUCAUUGACGAAAUUUCCUGGUGUGAAGUGAGUCUCGCUGGAUAUCAACAACAGAUUGAAACGAACCCCAAAUGAUGGUUUGCCGUUUGCAUGCGAUUCUAAUCCUUAAUAACGCUGGAAAUAACAUCUGACAGCGCAGGGAAUCGCAUCGGUAGAUCAGUAUGUGUCCGCUUGGGCAUUUUACGCCGGGUUUCUCAUCAUCGAGCUGGUAGCAGGUGGCGACGGAGCGGGGCGAAGCUCGAAUAUUCAUGCCUUCCUGUUAAUGAAACUUAAUUACGAAUUCCGUGCAAGGGUUGCCACCCGCCAUGUUAAGAUAAAGACACAGAUCUCUGUGUUGAACAUGCUAAAGCGAUUGGAUAAGAUAAGGUUCAGAGGACCGAAGCGAGAUGAGUUCCUAGGCCUUGCCGAGUCCCCCAACGCAUCUGACAGCGAAUGUAAUGAAGAUGUCCCAGUAAAACACCAGAGCUCCAUCAAAGAAACAGAAGAGCAGCGAGACCCUGCUGGUCCAGGAACCAUGUCUGCUGCUCCCAUCCAGGACUACAAGAUGAGUGAUGCUGACCGACUCAAUGAGGUCAAAGGUCACCUGGAGAUAACCUUACUGGAAAAGCACUUUCUUCAGGAGGAGUUGAGGAAGCUCCGAGAGGAGACAAAUGUCGAGACUCUGAAGCAGGAGCUGGAGAAAGAGAAAUCAAAAAGAGUCGAUCUUGAGCAGAAAAUGAAUGAAAUUCUCAGAUCCAGACUAGAAGAUUCACCACCUCCACCUCCAAAACCACAAGUCACUUCUGUCAAUGGAACAGGAGACAAACAGAAGGAGACCUUAAGCUCUCGGCUGUGGAAAUGGCUCUAUGAGCGCUUUGGUGUUUAUAUGGAAGAGUUCCGCUUUAAGCCUGAGGAAAAUACAGUCGAGACUGAGGAACCACUAAGUGCUAAAAGAUUAACUGAAAAUAUGAGACGACUCAGUGAGUGUGCUAAGCCUGUAACUAACUUCAUGAGGAACCUUUCUGCCUUAUCCAGCUGCCACUCUGUCUACACAUCAGCCAUCGCCUUUAUUAUCUAUAUGAAUGCUGCCUGGCAUGGCUGGGUUAUUCCCAUGUUUCUAUUUUUAGCCAUUCUGCGGUUAUCCUUGAAUUACCUCAUAGCAAAAGGUUGGAGGAUACAGUGGAGCAUUGUGCCUGAGGUCUCCGAACCAGUGGAACCUCCAAAGGAAGAUCUUACCGUCUCAGAGAAGUUUCAGUUAGUGUUGGAUGUUGCACAGAAAGCACAGAAUCUAUUUGGAAAGAUGGCAGAUGUAUUGGAAAAGAUUAAAAACCUGUUCAUGUGGGUGCAGCCUGAAAUCACACAGAAACUGUAUGUUGGUUUGUGGGUGGCCUUCAUCACUUCCUGUUUGCUGCCAUAUAAACUCUUGGGCUUCAUGAUUGGUGUCUAUGCCGGCAUCAAAUUCUUCAUCAUCGACUUCAUCUUCAAAAGCUGCCCCAAACUGAGGGACAAGUAUGACACACCCCACAUUGUAUGGACCAAUUUACCCACAGACCCACAACUCAAAGAGCGUAACAGUGCCACUCUGAGCAGACGGAUCCAGCCGGUGGUGGCACGUGGUAAUCAGUCGGCCGGGAUGUCAUGCGGGAUUGGCCGUGAGGAGGAAAGCGGACGGGCCUACAACACCAAAAGAGGGCCUUUUCAUGAAGUCUUCAACUUGUCAGAGAAUGAGCGCCCCCUGCCAGUGUGCGAGAACGGAUGGCGAUGUUGCUUGAUCAACAGGGACCGAAAAAUGCCAACCGACUACAUCCGCAAUGGUGUCCUCUACGUCACAGAAAAUUACCUGUGUUUUGAGAGCUCCAGCUCCCGGGCGACGUCUUCGAAGAAAAAUAAAGUCAUCAAGCUCCAAGACAUCACGGAUAUUCAGAAGUACAAAGUGUUGUCAGUAUUGCCUGGAUCUGGGAUGGGGAUCUCAAUUACAACGCCAUCCACUUUAAAGCCUCUAGUGUUUGGUGCCAUGAUUCAUCGGGACGAGGCCUUCGAUGCCAUUCACACUCAGUACAUGAAGAUCAUGAAUUCCACAACAGCUACGACAGUGACAAACCCAGAGACGUAGUCUCACCUGGAUCAACAUAUGACAUAAGGUAGUCCAUAAGACAGCCCUAACCUUAAUGUAGCACUAUCCUAAACCCCUAUACGGAGAUGAUGACUUCCAGAAGUCGUCCACCCCAUCUCCAACCCAAAAUGAAGGAAAAACCGCAAAGAAACUGUUUUUCAUAUUCUCUUUUAGAUUCUACCUGAGUAUUAGGAGGAGUAUUUUAUAUAACGUUCUCUCAAACAGUGUACUAUAAUCUUACACAAGUGUUUGUCAGGACGGGUCUUGUUUUAUACGGUUAGGGGUUCAUUGUGUGUCAGAACAGGAGCUGGUACUCCUUUGUGUCUCUUGGAGGGCUUUGUGUGAUCCUUGUGUAUAGUCAGACCAUAUAACCGUCUCUGAACUUACCGCCAUUUUCACCUAAUUGCAUCACCGCUGGCCUUGCACAAAGAAACACUGCACUUAGUGUUGCUGAGAGCUUUUAGAUGUGAUUUAGGGGGAAAAGGAACAGACUUAACCGUUAACUGAAAUCCAUAUUCGCAAAGCAGCUCGUAACUGCCAGCCACAUUGUUCCUUGGGGCGCGCCAAUUUUCUCUUCAGUAUUUGUGAUACUUGUGUUAACUAGAAACAACCUAAUAUUUUAAAGGAGUAGUGCACAUAAAAAUACAAAUUUCGCCGUUUACUCUCCCUCAUGUUGUUUUAAACUCGUAAAACACAAAAGGAGAUAUUUAGGCAGAUGUCCAAGCUGCUCUUUUCCUUACAAUGAAAAUCAAUUGUUUAGGGGAUAGUUUACCCAGAAAUGAAAAUAAUGUUACCAUUUACUCACCCUCAUGUUGUUCCAAACCAAUAUGACUUUUUUCCUUCUGUGGGAUGCAAAAGAAAAUGUUUCAGAAUGUUUAACUGUUUUUGUCCAUUCAAUGAAAGUCAAUGGGGUUCAAAUCGUUUGUAUUCUGCAGAGGAAUGUCAUACUGAAUAGUCAUUUAAGAAACUCAUGGUUUGGAAUAACAUCAGAGUGCAUAAAUAAUGACAGAAUUGUCAUUUAAUCAUUUUUUUAAAUUAAAGCACAAAAAUAUCACCAGUCUUAGCCAUAAAACGAAUGUGCACAAAUUAAGGACUGUUCAAACUAAACCAGAAUUAGCUGCUUUUGGUAAUAUAUUCUCAUUCCUCGUCAUUGAGCCCUGAGGUUAUUGAAGUAUUUAAUGCCUUUUUGAGUAUGUUGGCACUGGUUCGAGAAAUGUCUUCGUUUACUAAUAUUGUACCCCAAAAUAAGAUGUAAUUACUUAAAAAGAACCACAGACUAAUUUCUGUAAUGGAUGUAGUAUUUUAUGAUUUUUCUAAAAGUGUGCGUAGGGAACUCCAAAAUUAACAUGCUACAUAAAAGUUCUACUUCCAAAUACACUGUUUUACUCAUUUAUGCAUAACAUUUUUAUUUUGUAACUUUUGAAUAUGCAGCCUUCAAUAGCUCCUUUUGGUAUAAAAGCAGGGCUUUUCUUUCUUAAGAAAGGAGAGUUGUAUAGUAUGUCAUGAUUUUUUGGCUUAUAGGUCUCCAGCACUUUUCUUGGUUUUCUAAUUUUGAUGCAUUUCAAAAUGUGCUGUGCUAAGUUGCACUGUUGCUUUUUCAUUUGGUCUAUCCGUUUUAAGCCUAGUCUCUCACCUGUCUUAUUCUGCCUUAUUUUAUUUUGUUCUUUAGAGCAAUUUGACACUUUUU